AGGCAGAGCUACAGUCAGUGCUGGUCAGAGCUGAGUGCACUACAGUCACUGGCCUAAAACCGAGAAAGAAAAAAAACAAAACAGCUUUAAAUCUGCCAGAAAACGCUGAACACCCCUUAGCAGCUCACUUCACUUCACUAAUCAGAGCUGUAAGGAGCUGAUUUGACUUUCAGAGAGGUGAAGAAGAGAGAUUAGAGAAACAGAGGAGGGCGUGACAGGGAGCCAGCGGAGCAGGCAAGCUGCUACUGCAAGGGGAGGAAGAGCAGGCUAUGCACCAGCCAAAGCCAGAGGUCAAGAAAAAAAGCGAAAGAAUAGUGAAAAGGUAGACUCUUGAGUGAGAGGAGGGUCAUUUGUGAUCUGAGCCAGAAAAACAGAAACCAGCCUCUCUUUGUUGUUGUGUGGGCCUCCGUGUGGAGAGGAGGAUGUGAAGGAGAGCAGCAGGGAGGAAGGGAGGCGACUGCAAGAAAGACAAGAAAAUGCUCUCAGAGAUGAUGUGCAGGAGGAGCUGCCAUCAGCAGCAGGAUGGAAAAGAGGCUCCACAGAGGGACGCCGCCAGCCGCAGGAAGCACGGCUGGUCCAAGAGCUGCAGGGGGCGCCUGCAGGGGCGGAGGACAGGAGGGUGGCCGAAAGGGCGCAAUCACCACCAUCAACACCCUCAACGUCAUCAUCCUCAUCAACAUCAUCCCCGACACCUCCAGAGGAUGGUGAUGUCUCUCCGGCCCGUCAACGUCAAGGGAAACAGAGCGAGGGGGAUGCGGGCCCCCAAGAACACAAACCAGUUUCUGAUGCACGAGAAGUACCAGAUGCUGCACAUGCGCUCCGACUCUGUGGGGAGCGACAGUGGCAGCAGCUCCGACAGCGACAUGGAGCUCACGGACAUGGACUCAUACCUGGGCGUCCUGGAGAAUGCCAGAGGAGCCCUCCUGGACAGUCCCAACCCACACGGCUCAACAACGCCACCAGGACAGAUCCUGGUACUGCACGAGGACAGUCUACACCUGCACGGGGACAGUCUGCGUCUGCAUGAAGACAGUCUGCGUCUGCAGGAGGACAGCAUGCAGUAUUUCCCCUCUGAAGACGACCUGAUGCAGAGUCAGAAUUUCAUGCAGAGGGACUUUGUUGAGUUCUGUGACAUCCUGACAUCCUGAAGAGAAACUUUCAGGGAGCCAUUUUGUUCCCAUCAGUGUGAGACUCAAACCUCAGACUGAACGGGGUCAGUGUGUCCAGGUGCUGUAAAGUGCUGCCUUUCUGUUGUUGUCGCACACAAAGGGAGAUGGGCUAGGUGGUGGGAGUGAGCCCAAAGAGCCAAUCAGAAUCGAGCUGCCUGGAUUAGACAGCAGACGAUUGGCAGAUGCAGACUGUCAUUAACAAAAAGCCUUUAACUGUUCUGAAUAAAAAAAACAAAAAAACAAAAACACAAAUAAAUAUCUGAUUGAUGUAACGUGGGCCGAGUAUUUGUUUUUGUGGAUAUAAAUGAGUGUGUAUGAAAUUUUCUAAAAGUGUUAAAGUGUGUCACUGAGUCAUCUGGGUAGCUCCGAGUGAAUAAGGCAAAGUAAAGCCAUGUAAAAAUACAUACUUAGUGU
Molecule: messenger RNA, 1583 nt
Organism: Toxotes jaculatrix (banded archerfish)
Lineage: Eukaryota; Metazoa; Chordata; Actinopteri; Toxotidae
Product: coiled-coil domain-containing glutamate-rich protein 1
Exons: 2
Coding region: 477-1148 (223 amino acids)
Source: RefSeq, a predicted model, not a curated record